UAACACAGACCAGAGUCUCCAGGAUCCAGCUGUCCUUCUAUGAAGAGUGACUGGUCCAAAGAGGUGAAUCCACCAGAGUUCAGUCCUGGACCUGGACCCUCGGACACAAAAAGGAGGAAGAGGAGUCAUGGCUCUGAGGAACGAAAGCUGUCCCGCUGUGCUUGGUGUCAGGACAUCCCGAAGGACCCAGUCUCUACCAGCUGUGGACACUGGAUUUGCAGACAGUGCUUGACCUCAUACUGGGACCAGUCUGGCUCAUCAGGACAGUCCUCCUGUCCCCAGUGUGUAAAAAGGUCCAGAAUAACCGGUGGUGGUCUGCACGAGGUGCUGGAUGAACAUAAGAUCAGUCUGAGGAGCAGAUGUGAACAUGUGACUGAAGGAACUGAUGGAACAGGAAGUGAAACCCUCCUCAACAGGAUCUACACUGAGCUCUACAUCACAGAGGGACACAGUGAAGAGGUCAAUACCCAACAUGAGGUGAGGCAGCUUGAGACCACUUCCAAGAAGAAGACCCUCCAGGACACUCCAAUCAAGUGCCACCAGAUCUUUAAAGCCUUCCCCGACCGACAGGGACACAUCAGAGCAGUCCUGACAAGAGGCGUCGCCGGCGUUGGUAAAACCUUCUCGGUGCAGAAGUUCACUCUGGACUGGGCAGAGGGCUUGGAAAACCAAGAUGUCAGCCUGCUGGUUCUGCUCUCGUUCAGGGAGCUGAACCUGAUCAGACAUGAGCAGCACAGUCUUCUCACGCUGCUCCAUGUUUUCCAUCCAACCUUACAGAAGGUCACAGCAGAGGAGCUGGAUGUCUGUAAAGCUCUGUUCAUCUUUGACGGCCUGGAUGAAAGCAGACUUUCACUGGAUUUCAGCAGCAGGGAGGUUGUGUCCGACGUCACCCAGAAGUCCUCGGUCAGCGUGCUGGUGACAAACUUCAUCCAGGGGAACCUGCUUCCCUCAGCUUUCGUCUGGAUCACUUCCCGACCCGCAGCGGCCAAUCAGAUCCCUCCUACAUGUGUGGACAGGGUGACAGAAGUACGAGGCUUCACUGACACCCAGAAGUACGAGUACUUCAGGAGGAGGUAUGGUGAUGAAGAGCUGUCCAGCAGGAUCAUCUCCCACAUCAAGGCCUCCAGGAGCCUCCACAUCAUGUGUCAAGUCCCCGUCUUCUGCUGGAUCACUGCUACAGUUCUGGAGCACAUGUUGACUACAGAGCAGAGAGGAGAGCUGCCCAAGACCCUGACUGACCUGUACUCACACUUCCUGCUGGUUCAGACCAAGAGGAAGAAGCAUAAGUACAGUGAGGGACAUGGGACGAGUCCACAGGAGCUGACAGAGGCUGACAGGGACAUUCUUCUGAAGCUCGGGAGCCUGGCGUUUAAACAUCUGGAGACA
Messenger RNA from Monopterus albus (swamp eel), 1386 nucleotides. Its product is annotated as protein NLRC3-like. Lineage: Eukaryota; Metazoa; Chordata; Actinopteri; Synbranchiformes; Synbranchidae. The annotation marks the transcript as partial. Gene Ontology annotation, molecular function: metal ion binding. The transcript is spliced from 3 exons. The record is from RefSeq and is a predicted model, not a curated record.